This is a messenger RNA of Poecilia reticulata (guppy), 2518 nucleotides long. The record is from RefSeq and is a predicted model, not a curated record. Lineage: Eukaryota; Metazoa; Chordata; Actinopteri; Cyprinodontiformes; Poeciliidae.
CGGACGCGGUCUACUGACUAAUCUUUUUUUUCUUCUGCAGUCUGUUUUUUUAGGCUGGCUUUUAUUUUAUUUCUUUAUGUUUCAUAUAAUGGCAGAAAGUAGCUUCAUAAUCCUGAAGAACCGUUAGCUUCUAAAGCAGCAACAAUUAGUUGUUCUGGUUUGUUAGUUAAUUUAAUUAAGACCUCCUGGCAGAAAAAAAGGUCUCAUUCUGGAUCUGGAUCUUGAUCCAAUGUCCUCCACUCUUUAGCGUCGGAUCUGCGGAUGGCGUCUGUAGUCUGCACCCUGCGAGACCAUCAAGACGACAUCAACUGGUGCGCCUUCUCCGCCAAACUGUUGGCCACCUGCUCCGGGGACAAAACCCUCAGGAUAUACAAUGCUGAAGACUUCUCCGAGCUGCCUUUCUCACCCCUGAAGGGACACGGCUACAGCGUCCACUGCUGUUGCUUCAGCCCCUGCGGCCAGCUCCUCGUCUCCUGCUCCACAGAUGCGACCGCGGUGGUGUGGUCCACGGUCACGGGGGACAUCGAGGCCGUCCUGGAGCAUCCCGGCCGCAGCCCCGUUCGGAUCUGUGCGCUGUCUCCCAACGCCGCCCACCUGGUGUCAGGUGCGUCUGACGGCACUUUGGCUCUCUGGGAUUUCCACUCCAAGAGGCUGUCCAGGACUGGAGGAGUGAGAGACACAACAAUGGUAGCUUGUUCCUUCAGCCCUUGCAGUCAGAUGUUCAUGACGGGCUCCACCUAUGGAGAUCUGCGUCUGUGGGAUCUGCACUUGAACCAACUCCUCGCGAAGAAGGAUGCCCACGACCUGGGGGUGUCCUGCUGCAGCUUCGCUCCCAUCAUCCUCAGCUGCAACCAAGUUGUGCAGUUUCGUUUGGCAUCCUGCGGACAAGACUGUCACCUGAAGAUCUGGGUUAUUAACAAGUUCACCUAUGGAGGCUUUGACAUGGUGCUCCUACAUACGCUAACCGGCCAGACGGCUCCGGUCUUCUGCUGUGCGUACUCCUCUGAUGGGCAGCUGCUUGUGUCUGGCUCAGUGGACAAAAGCGUCAAGGUCUAUGAUGCGAAUAAUGCCGUUCUGCUUCACACACUGAACCACCACGAGAGGUAUGUGACAGCAUGCGCCUUCCAUCCAACAUCACCACUGAUCGCCACCGGGUCCAUGGAUAAAACCGUAAACGUCUGUCGGCUGGAGGACGGACGCAGAGGAGGGAAGUCGUCGUCGCCUGGAAAAGCCGUGGCGGGCCGAUCGAAGCUGCUGGUCGCCGAUUGGUCGGAGGGGGACGUGUCAGAGUGGCUGGUGGAGGAAGGACUCCAGGGAUUGGUGGACAAAUUCAAGGCCAACAACAUAGAUGGGACAGAGCUGCUGAGUCUCACCAAGGAGACGCUGGCGUCAGAGCUGGGCAUAGAGUCUGUCGGCCUGCGAGGUAAACUCCUGAGGAAAGUGGAGGAGCUGAAAAGUGAUUCCAUGUCCUCGGGGGUUCCUGAUGAGUUUCUGUGUCCGAUCACCAGAGAGCUUAUGAGGGAGCCUGUCAUCGCAGCUGACGGCUACUCGUACGAAAGGGAGGCAAUCGAGAACUGGAUCCACACAAAGAACCGUUCCAGCCCAAUGACCAACCUUCCCCUGCUGACAACACUCCUCACGCCCAACCACACCCUGAAGAUGGCCAUCAGCCGCUGGAAGACCAGCCAGUAGCGUCCUCCGACCUGGUCGGCGUGUUUCCUUCUGAAGUCGAUACAAACAAGAUGCGACUGCUUCUGAUUUAUUCUCACGGUGAGGUUCUUUGCGGAGGAGCAAAGCUGGAUUAGGUAAGGAUGAAGAUUAAGUGUAGAUCUGUCCGACUCUAACGUCCUGUAAUAUCGGAGGCCGGCAGCUGCACCGCAGCAGAGACUGAGAUCUGUUUGUCACCACUGCUGACAGACAGUGUGUUGCUAAAAAAAUAUAAUAAAUAUGUAAUAAUCAGUUUAAAAAGUCACAAAAAAAAAGAAAACCUUUCAUUAGUUGAUUUUUAUUCAAGUUCCACAGUUAUGUUUAUAUUUACUUUAUAAGUGGGUUCACAAUUAUGUCAGAACAAAUUAGAGGAGGGUGAUAUGAUGAUGUUGGAUCAUGAAGAACUAGAAUGUGUUCUGGAGAGUCAGAAAGUCAGAGUUGGUCAAACUGAACAACAUGUGUUGCCACCUGCCCACCUUAUUAUGGGAUAUGUCGGCAUUAUGAAUACCUCCUGAAGUCUUAAUAUGAAUCAGCCUGAGCUGUGAGAAUCUGUUGUCGGAGAACAUGGUGAUGUUCUUCUUCGCCUGAACUCUUUCUGUUGUUUAUUUCUAGAAACGCUGCAUUAAAGAUAAAUAUGUUCAUUUCCAGAAAUGAGACCUUUACCUGAAAUACUGCUGAUCACCACUUGGUGCAUAUUUUGAAGCAUCUCUGGCCUCUUACAUUGACUUGCACUUAAAAUCUGUAAAGAGGAUGAUUAAAGUUACAGUGCCAAAUUUAUUGGUACCCUUAAUAAAGAUGUGUAAAAAAAAUC